AUGUCUUCCAUCGCCUCUGCCUCCACCCCCCAACCCCCAGCCCCCGCCUGCCCCACCUCCUCCGAGAGCCCAGAAACCCCCACCCAGCCCCCUGCGUACUCUGGGGCCGCGCAGUACGACCUCAGCUUGGGGUCGCCGAGUGAGGUCGAGCUCUUGAGCGAGUCGUUGCCUCCCUACGAAGAGGAGAGCACGAUGGAGCCCAAGACGCUGGCCACGACGCUCUGGCGAUACGGCUUUGUCUGUCCUCUGCUGUGGCUAAUUGGAAUGUUCAUCUUGUGCAUUCCUUUGAGGCCGGUGGAGGACGAGACCGACGCAGAGAGGGCCCAGAAGCUCGAGGAGAUGAUAGUGAUUCUCCGCAAGACGGAACUCAAGUACGCCAAGAGGUGUACAUGGGCGUUUUGCGGGUUCACUCUUCUGGUAGCUCUGGGCGUUGUGGUUAUAGUGGUCGUGUCGACAAAAUAGCGCGAUGGGUGAAAUUUUGUAUGACUACUUUUUGGGCUUUUGGGAUG
Molecule: messenger RNA, 509 nt
Organism: Cryptococcus amylolentus CBS 6039
Lineage: Eukaryota; Fungi; Basidiomycota; Tremellomycetes; Tremellales; Cryptococcaceae
Exons: 2
Coding region: 1-462 (153 amino acids)
Source: RefSeq, a predicted model, not a curated record